CAUCUUAAUGUUGCCAAGAUUGAAAAACAUUGUCUUAAAAGGUUUCCCCUCACCCUCUUUUUCACCCUCCCCAACACAUUUAUUUUGUUGUGUUUUAUGAUUCUGGACUCGAGAAAAUUUUUGUUCUUUCAUUACAGAUGUGGGAUCAAAUAGGGCGAGUUUGCUGUGAGGAAAUGCAAGCAAACAACAACAAUUUCAAACAAAAUUGUGAUGACAGAAGAAAACGCAAUAACUACACCAAUACACUUAAGGAAUUGGCCCAGAUGUUACCCAUACCACUACGGACCAGUUGUAAGAGGUUGACAAAGAAAGAAAUCCUGCUCCGAGUCCUUCGCUACAUUGAACAUCUGCAGACAAGCAUCGACAAAGCCAGGUCACUGCUCCAAGGUCGUGGCCAGGAACAAAAAGCAUUUGGAUCUCAGCAAGUGGUGAUACCUGCCCUGAAGAGAGAGCGCAGAGAAGUCACACCACGGGCAAAAAAUCCCAAGCCCCUGGCCGUCUACAAGAAACCCAGAAAGAGGAGACGGGCCCGCAAAUCAGAUCGCCGUGGUGGUGUGAACAGAAAAGUGUGCAAGUACCUUGCUCUGGAGGCUGGAAAGGACUCUUCCCAUGCUGUCUCAUACCCGGAGGAGGAGAGUCUGCCUGAUGUGGGAGAUGUGUCUUCUAUACUUUCAUCCUUCCAGAAGCAAUCAACUUCCUUUCCCAAUUUUAAAGUUCCAUUACUAGAGCCUAACCAGCCUGCAAACACUAAUCUACUGGAUCUCACCAAAAUUGGAGUCCCAUUUGAUCCUGCAGGCUGGAAUUUUGAUGGUGACCAGGAAUAUGAGGAUGAGAAUACAUUUUCUGUGUACGCAGCACAAAUGGCUUACAAUAAACUGCAUCAGUACAGUGGGGGCCCUGGACACACACUGGUGAGACAAGAGCUUGUGCACUAUCACUCCUCUUGUGAAGAAGAGGAGGAAGAAGGACCCAGAACCAGUCCUUGGCUCUCCAUUCAGUCCCCUUUGAAGUUCUCCAGUGUGGGAAGCAUGCAGCUGUGCUCCCCAGGAAUUGAAACCCGAAGCCACAGCUGUUCUGAUUUGGGGUUGAGCCCUUCACUUUUCUCCUCUCCUGCUCGGCUACUCCCCACACACGUUCUCCAAGGGGUUCAGGAGGAGCUUUCUCCAGUAUUGUUCGAAGAUGUGUAUUUGUCUCCUCAGUCCAGCAAUUUUUCGCACACCCCUGCUGGAACACUGUUGAGAAAGUCAGCAUUCACGCUGGAUCACUGUUAUCUUUCCUACAGUGAAGCAGGUAAAACCGAGUCCAGCCCCAUGUCAAGAGUGAAUGAAAUAAUAUCCUCGUGGAGCGAACAAAUCCAACAGGAAGCCCCCCCGGUGAGACCCGAAGGCCCCGGCUCCUCCAGCGAGGAGAACAGCGACAGCACCUGGACCCCCUGCCCGAGGGCCAAGGCCACGCAAGGAGGCCCCCUGAGGAAGAAGAACAAGAAGAAGCAGAAGAAGACGGCGGCCGGCAGGAGAGCCAGGCGCCCACCGGCAGGCGCUGAGAAGCGCAGCAACGCCUCGCCCCCCCUGCAGCUGAAGAAGAAGUGCGUGAACGGCUUCAUCAUGUUUUGCCGCCUGAACCGCAAGCACUUCAUCCGCACCUGUCCAGGCAUGGCUUCCACUGCAGCUACAAGGGAGCUGGCCCAGCUGUGGCGUAUGAUGACAAAGCAGGAGCGGAAGCCAUAUUGCAUGAAAGCUCGCCGAUUCAGCCGCCUCAACAACCGAAUUGUGAGAGACGACUUCUCCAGUGGCGAUGAGGAGCCAGAACCACCCAAACCCUUCCACUUGCUGCUUGCUGAGAAAUGCAUUCCUGGCACCCAGACAGUGGGCAACGUCUCUUUUUUAGGCUGUAUUCCAUGAUUCUUCCCCAUUGUGAUGGUAAUGUAUAUCUGUUCAGUGGGCUCUGGGACCCUCUCUCCGCUGACGAUGUUGGGACUUCCCUGCCCACGGUUCUGCAGUAGAGUGUGUGCCUGCUUCAUUUUUAGCAAAACACCAAGCAAUAGGAGCUUUACCCUCUGGUUGACAGGGGGAAUGUAGGGGGAAUGUAGAGAAGCAACAAGGAAGGAGGCCAUUUACCCCGUUUCUCCCCAAAACAUCAGCUUUCCCCGUCUAUUUUCCUUGCUUAGACUUGUAUCAUAUCUCACCGCCAAUGUUUCAUCUGUCGUUAUGCAUUUUGGUUUCCUGAGCAGAACGAAGACAUUGAUAGAUGGGAUGGGUUCCCCCCCGCCCCAGAUUUCCAGAUGUUGCAGUCACUACAGUCCUAUAUAUGCUGUUCUAUCCUGCCUAUAUCCAAAACUGAUCUCUAGUGACCUUGAAGAAAGCAGGAUCGACUGCAGGGAGAAAACAGCAUGAGGAAGGGGUAUACCUCUAGAUGACAGGACCAUGUUGGUCUAUUUGAGAACAUGCCAAGUUUGAGAUUUUAACUUUUAUCCUUGAUGUAAAAACACAAACGCAUUUGAAAGGAUCUGCUUUUAAAAAUAAUUUUAAUGAACCGGAGACAAAAAUCUAAGAUCUAUAUUUAUUGUCUUUUUAAUCUGCCCUUCGUCUCCCACAGCUUUGUGCCAUAGAUGUUCUCAGAUCCACCUCAUCAGUUUAGUUAACCGCAGUUUAGUUCCAUAUUUGGCGAGUACAAAUGGAAUUUCUGAGGUCCGUAUAGACUUGCUUGCUCCACACCAAGUUUCAGGCUUUAUUAUCUAGUAAAUGGUUUCUAGAUGUUUUAAACUUUUAACUGAGGCGAAUCCAUUUCAGAGCUUGUUCUGGAUGGCCCUGAGUUCCCACUGACCCUGUUAGGUGGGCCAGUUCCUCAAAAUCCUAAGGAAGGAAUAAUUCUGCAGGUUUGCUCUUGCUCAAGGAGGGUUAGGAAGUUUUAAAACUGGUUCUGAGCUAAGGAGGGUUAAAUGCUUCAUAUUGAGACGGGAGGAUGUUGUCUUUAGGAGGAGUUUAAAUCAGUCUCUUAUAUUUCUGGUUGGUUUGGAUUUUGUUUCCGUGGAAUGCUGAGUCAUCCCUUUCCUCUUUUGGACUGUGUCCUCUAUACACAGAUCAAUUUGUGUUUGAAAUACUGUUUUAAGCUUCAAUGGACUUUUCCAUUGGUUUUACCUAUUUAUAUAUUUAUUGGUAGUCAU
Thamnophis elegans (Western terrestrial garter snake) is the source of this 3163-nucleotide messenger RNA. It is a transcript of the gene MEIOSIN, whose product is annotated as basic helix-loop-helix and HMG-box containing 1. Bases 138 to 1901 code for a protein of 587 amino acids. The record is from RefSeq and is a predicted model, not a curated record. The transcript is spliced from 13 exons. Gene Ontology annotation, molecular function: protein dimerization activity. NCBI's taxonomy places the organism in Eukaryota, Metazoa, Chordata, Lepidosauria, Squamata, Natricidae.